Messenger RNA from Sparassis crispa, 1905 nucleotides. Its product is annotated as Putative peroxisomal-coenzyme A. The record is from RefSeq and is a predicted model, not a curated record. Lineage: Eukaryota; Fungi; Basidiomycota; Agaricomycetes; Polyporales; Sparassidaceae. Gene Ontology annotation, biological process: fatty acid metabolic process. The transcript has 15 exons. Bases 1 to 1905 code for a protein of 634 amino acids. Gene Ontology annotation, molecular function: medium-chain fatty acid-CoA ligase activity.
AUGUCGCGUCCUCGCCUUCCUACACGCGCUAUACUCAGACGACCUACGACGGUACAGCCAAACGCAAGGCGUUUUCUGGCUCUAUCUGCCGUGGAAGGCCCGUCGCACCCCCCAUUGGUGACCAGCACUCUCCCAGCAUACUUUGCUGAAGAGAUUCUGGGGAAGCACGGCUCUCGCCCAGCGUUGAUCGCCAGAAGUGAGCAACCGCGCUCACAUGGCGGCCCGCUCUCUCCCAAUAUGGGUGUCUCACGCCACCUCGCCUGGGACUACGUUGAGUUCGAUAGGCAUGUGCAGGCGCUCGCGCGGGGACUGCUGGAUCUCGGCGUGAAAAAGGGCGACAGAGUGGGCGUGCUCAUGGGGAACAACAGCGCCUACGCUUGUAUGCAGUGGGCAUGCGCGAGGGUAGGUGCGAUUCUCGUGACGCUAAACCCGGCGUACAGACUGCCAGAGCUGGUGAACACGCUCAAUCUCGUGGGAGUGAGCCACCUGUUUGUCGUACCGCGCCUGCGGUCGUCCGCCUACAUUUCCAUGCUGUCAGAUGCCUUCCCAUCGCUCGGCAACUCGUCCCCCGGAGAUAUUCAGGAGGCCGCGGUUCCCAGUUUGCGCCAUCUAGUCGUAGUCGACAACACUUCGGACUUCAAGAACUUCGAAGAGCACCUCGAGCGUGUGAAGUGUGCCGUGGACUUUCGCGAGAUCUUGGUUUGGCGGGAGGACAACGUGGAGAAGCGCAAGGUGGAUGAGGUGGCGGCCUCGCUCAGCUGUGAUGAGGUCAUCAACUUACAGUUCACCAGUGGGACUACGGGUGCCCCCAAAGCCGUCUCACUCACUCAUCACAACCUCCUGAACAAUGCGCUCUCAACCAGCGGCGCCAUGCGCAUCACCGCAUCCGACGUGCUCUGCAACGUCCCGCCGCUCUUCCACUGUUUUGAUACGUACCUUCGUUCCCACCGAAACCUCGCAGCUUGGUCGCGGGGCGCGUGCAUAGUGUACGCGUCCGAGGGGUUCGAUCCUCGUGCGGCCGUGGACGCAGUCAUCGCGGAGCGGUGCACUGCGUUGCACGGCGUGCCGACGCACUUCCUCGCAGUUCUCGCGGACGUGCAGGCGCGCCGCGAUGCGGGGGAGGCCGUCGAGACGCGGCUGCGGACCGGCAUCGCAGCGGGCUCGCCCGUGCCGAUCGACCUCAUGAAGCAGCUCAUCGCGAAGCUGGACUUGCGUGAGCUGACCGUGGCAUUUGGCAUGACUGAGACGAGCCCGGUGGCAUUCCAGACCUCGCCGGAGGACCCGAUCAUGAAGCGGGUGGAAACCGUGGGGCGGGUGCAGCCGCACGUGAAGGCGAAGGUCGUUGAUGUGGAGGGAAAUAUUGUGCCCAUCGGCACCCCCGGGGAGGUCCUCGUGUCGGGAUAUGUCCUCCACAAGGGGUACUGGAACGACGAGGAGCAGACUGCGAAAACCAUGAGCAAGGACGCAGAUGGGACGGUGUGGAUGCACACGGGCGAUGAGGGCGUGCUGGACGAGGAGGGGUAUCUGAGAGUGGUGGGCAGAAUAAAGGAUAUCAUCAUCCGCGGCGGCGAGAACCUGUUCCCGGUGCAGAUCGAGAACGUGCUGAGCGCGCACUCGGCGAUCCGUGAAGCGGCCGUAAUCGCAGUGCCGGACGCGAGGUUUGGCGAGGUUGUCGGGACGUGGAUCGUGCGGGAGCCGCGGAGCACGAUGUCGAAAGAAGAGGUGCGGAAGGUAGUGUCGGCGGGGAUGAACCCACAGAACGCGCCGGCGUGGGUGUGGUUCCUGGGGGAAGAAGGUGCGCCUGGGGAGAUACCGAAGACGGCGAGCGGGAAAGUGAUGAAGCACGUCCUGCGCGAAUGGAGCCGGGAUCUCUCCAAGAAGGGUGUGGGGAGGGUGGUGGCCUGA